Molecule: messenger RNA, 861 nt
Organism: Colletotrichum karsti
Lineage: Eukaryota; Fungi; Ascomycota; Sordariomycetes; Glomerellales; Glomerellaceae
Product: bZIP transcription factor
Exons: 1
Coding region: 1-861 (286 amino acids)
Source: RefSeq, a predicted model, not a curated record
AUGAGCCAACAGGAGUCCAACGGCAGAAUCGCAAGCCUCAUGGAUCAGCUAUCCGAGAUGACGAGACACCGGGACAGCCUGGUCAAGGUGUUAUCCUCUAUCGAAACUUCCAUCCAAGUUCAUCAUAAGGGUGAAAGGGUUGGAACUACCACUGGCCCCGACCAGGCACCCCAAACACAUAAUGAGACCACCACCUUUCAGCACUGGCCUGCCGACCAUGUCACAUCCGAUACGCCCGCGAUAGAUGUAGAGGAUGUCGCCUUGGACGUCUUUGCCCCUCCUGGCACAAUGACCUGGGACGUACCGGUGUCUGAUACAGCCGAUCAAGCCGUCGCAGAGACAACGGGGUUUACCAGCAGCUUGCCAGCCGCAGACUCUUUUCCGCUGCCAGGAGACCCUGAUCUGGAGCCAUUUCUCAGUGGCCAUCCGCUUUCGGCUCGUCAGACUCACCAGGGCGACGGCGUCAUCGUGCCUGAGCCGGAUUCGGCUUGUGAGUGUUUAGGCUCAAGGCAAGAUCCCGGAAGUCCUGGUUUCUCAGCCGCGGCUAGCAUAUGGCGCUGUGCCAACGAGGUUCUUGGUGGCAGAAAGAUGCUGCCUAGGAACGUGCUGGAUAUGGAAGACGACAUGAGCGACGAUAUUCCGGUACGCGUCAUCCUGGAAGGUUGGGAAGCCGUCGAAAGAUCAGGCAGGCUGCCGCCGUUGUGGAAGAAGUUGAGGCGGACCGACAGCCUCCAGUUCCGCGACUGUCCGGAUACCGAGCGGCUGGCUAUUCUGAGACUCAUGCACCAACUUCUCCGGUAUCAAGCGGAGCCCACCAUUGAGCAAUGCGCCAAGUUGCCUGCCUGGUACCUCAGCAGGUAA